Molecule: messenger RNA, 4640 nt
Organism: Zootoca vivipara (common lizard)
Lineage: Eukaryota; Metazoa; Chordata; Lepidosauria; Squamata; Lacertidae
Gene: GALNT16
Product: polypeptide N-acetylgalactosaminyltransferase 16
Biological process (GO): protein O-linked glycosylation
Cellular component (GO): Golgi apparatus
Molecular function (GO): polypeptide N-acetylgalactosaminyltransferase activity
Source: RefSeq, a predicted model, not a curated record
CAUACAUCUGAUCCCCACCCCACUCCCAGAUCCCGCUUUCUCAGUUUACUCCGGGUCUCUCAGCAUGAGGAGGAUCCGGGCUAAUGCCAUCGCCAUCCUGACCGUAGCCUGGAUCCUGGGCACUUUCUAUUACUUGUGGCAGGACAACAAGCCUCAUUCAGCUGCAUCCAGCCGAUCGCCAAGCAGCGGCGGCGGCAGGAAUGGGCAGAGAUCCACGGGCAAAGCCGAGAUCCACAAAGAAGAGAGGACUAUCCCCCUCAUCGCAUCCAGGCCACCACAAGCAGAGAAAAGUGGCUUACGGGGUUUUGAUGAAAAGGCAUAUGUCUCCUCAAAGCUGCUGAAGGCUGGAGAAGAUCCUUAUCGGCAACAUGCUUUCAAUCAGUUAGAGAGUGACAAGCUCAGCAGCGACCGGCCCAUUCGAGACACGAGGCAUUACAGGUGUGCCUCUGUGCACUACGGUGCCGACCUGCCAGCAACCAGCAUCAUUAUCACUUUCCAUAAUGAGGCUCGUUCCACCUUGCUCCGCACAGUGAAAAGUGUACUGAACCGCACUCCUGUCAACCUAAUUCAGGAAAUAAUUUUAGUGGAUGACUUCAGCUCCGAUCCUGAGGAUUGCCAGCUCCUUACCAAGAUACCAAAGGUCAAGUGUCUUCGCAACAGUCGGCGAGAAGGACUGAUCCGUUCUCGUGUGCGAGGUGCUGAUACGGCAACUGCCGAGAUCCUUACUUUUCUGGACAGCCAUUGUGAAGUCAACAGCGAAUGGCUGCAGCCGAUGCUUCAGAGAGUGAAAGAGGAUUAUACUCGAGUGGUGAGUCCUAUCAUCGAUGUGAUAAGCCUGGAAAAUUUUGCCUACUUAGCAGCAUCAGCAGAUUUGAGGGGAGGGUUUGACUGGAGCCUUCACUUCAAGUGGGAGCAAAUCCCCAUUGAGCAAAAAUUGUCCAGAACAGAUCCUACUGAGUCCAUCAGAACACCUGUCAUAGCAGGAGGCAUCUUUGUGAUAGAUAAAUCUUGGUUUAACCAUCUUGGAAAAUAUGACACUCAGAUGGACAUCUGGGGAGGAGAGAACUUUGAGCUUUCUUUCCGCGUCUGGAUGUGUGGAGGCAGCUUGGAGAUCGUUCCCUGCAGCCGAGUAGGCCACGUUUUCAGGAAGCGCCAUCCGUAUGACUUCCCUGAGGGAAAUGCGCUGACCUAUAUCAAAAAUACCAAACGUACAGCAGAAGUAUGGAUGGACGAAUACAAGCAGUAUUACUAUGAGGCCCGGCCAUCUGCCAUUGGAAAGUCAUUUGGAAGUAUUGUGGACCGGGUGGAACAGCGCAGAAAACUGAACUGUAAAUCCUUCCAGUGGUACUUGGAGAAUGUCUACCCUGAGCUCAAGGUUCCAGAAAAGGAGCUGAUUCCCGGCAUCAUCAAACAAGGAGCAAAUUGCUUGGAGUCUCAGGGACAGGAUACAGCAGGGAAUUCUCUAGCAGGGGUUGGAAGCUGUAAAGGGACAGUGAACAAUCCUGUGACCACCCAGGAGUGGAUAUUCAGUGACCCUUUAAUCAGGCAGCAGGACAAGUGUCUUUCAAUCACCUCUUUCACUGCUGGCUCUCAGAUCACAAUUGAGGCAUGCAAUCAGAAAGAUGGCAGACAGAAAUGGAAGAUGAAAGGCAACUUCAUCCAGCACUUCGUCAGUGGCCUUUGCUUAGAAAGCCAGUCCAGCAAACUAGUGACCAACAUCUGCCAGUCAGACAUAUUGGGCCAACAAUGGCAGCUGCUUCAAGCCACAUGAUGGUUGCCGGGCAACUUCUCUGAUGCUUUUGCAUGAGACUCUUGGGAAUGGAAGGGGUUAGGGUGGGGAAUGAAGUUUGAUUAUCUUUAAACCCUAAGUAUUUUGAUUGUGAGCCUCAGCCGAUAACUAUUUCAGUUGAAAUGUCAGUGUUUUUUGGAUCCAUUAACGAAGCACUCCGAGAUAAAUGGAAAGAUCCCUGGAAAUAGCCCAUCUGCUAGCCGUUCCCCCCCUGUGAUUAACUCCAUAAGAAACUCCACAGCAGCUCACGGCUCAGGAAAGGUGCAGCCCAGUAGCCCAGACUUAGGUGUGACUAAGACUGACUGACAGCUCUUCUCCUCCAUUCCUUUCUCUCCAGGGAAACUUGUGCUCUCUGGCCCCAUGGAGUUGUUGCAAUGGAUGUCUGUGACAACGCUUAAUAUGAACUCCUGGUGGAUUUGUUUGGCUUCACUGGCAUUUCGACCUGACAUCACUUCUCAUUUUGCAUGUGUGUUGUACAAAAAUGCUGUAUGAGAAAACUAUCAAGAAUUGUUGUGGCUAAGUUAUUGGGAGAUGCCUAAUUGUGGGGGGUGGGGGAUGAAAGAAGCAGCAGCUAGGGUCUUUAUUGUCGUUUUUUGUUUUGUUUCUGUGUUUGGUUCCUCACUGGCGUGUGUUAAUAUAAUUCAUCGCAGAGAUUCUCUGUACGGCUUCUUGUUUUGCUGUUUCUGAUAGGGUUGGUGGUACAUUGCAGGAAGAAACUUAAAACCCUGACUGGCUAAAUGGUCUGUUGGUAUUUUCAUUUUAUUUUAUUUCAUUUAUUUUAUUUUUAAAAAAAUUGAGUCCUGAGGCACAAAUGCUGUCUGAAAGCACAUAGACAAAAAGUCCCCUUUUCCCCUACAGAGGAUGCGGCAUAAGUGAUGCUUUUUGUUGUUUAGUACUGUCUUUACCUCUUUUCUUCCGCCACUAGGAAAACAAUGUUCAGAAAAUGAAUGCCUAAGCUAUAGUGGAUAGGUUAUUGGAGGUCACUCUUGAGACUGAUAAAUGUGAGGCAGCAGCUGCUAGGGAACCAUCCAUUAAGUCUCAUCCAGAAGCAUUCAAUAACAUUGCACUGACAGCCUGUGUUAAAAGUGUUGGUGCUUUCUGUGCUAAGCGAAAGGGAUUGAAGGGCUCAGAAGAGAACAAAUAUCAUCCCCUUCUGCCUUCACCAACAUGCAUGAGAGAUGCAUUCACAUGCAGAAAGCAACCCAUUACAUUAUUUACCAUAUUCUUGUAAGCGCAGCUUGUGCUCUUGUGCCUGGCCCAUGUUAACAAAUCAAUCAGAACUGGAUUUCCUUCUUAAGACCAAAGGAGUUGCUUCACAGUCUGUUCCCGCGACCAAAGCCAAACUUUUGCAUCCAUGCACGAGGUAAGGCCAACUUUCCUGGGAUGUGUUUAUUUAUUUCUUCCUCCCUGGAGUAUAAAACAUGAACUUGGACCGUUUGCUGAUUUCCUCCUGAUCCCGUCACUCUUCUCAGCAGACUUAGAGCCUAUCACUUUGCCCCUUUGCUACUGGCUGAAAGCUUGUGACUGCCGUGCACCCAGCUAAGAUUGUGCUCCUGUCGAUAUCUGUGUGGGAAUAAGCCCAUUGAACUCAUUGGAUUGCAGCCAGAGUGGUGUUACAUGAAUGUUCUUAGUUCAAGGACUUCUGCUUGAGCAAUGGAAUGUCUUCCCCCUCUUCUCCCCUGGUGUGUCCCCUAAAUCAGUUCUAGUAGUACCCCAGCCCUCUGGAGAACAUUUGGGAAGGACGCAGGGAAUAUGUAGGAGGAGGGGGGCAGCAGUCCCAUUGUGCAAGUGGAAAUCCUUGAGCUGAUGGGACAUGGUGGUUGAAUACCACCCAGUGGGACUUACUCUUGAGUUAACAUGCACAGUAUCAAUUCUCAGAUGAGCUGCAUGGCACUGCGCAACUGACCUGCAUCACUGCAUAGUUUGCAUGAGCUCAGUGUUGACAUGCAACCCAUAUGGCAACUCAACAUGAAUUCUGGUGUGUAUAUGUUCCCAGGAUCUAAACCAGUUUUGAGAGCACACCCUUUUGUGCAAACAUGGUUCCCUUUAGGAGAAUGCUAAUGAGAGGGACCAUGGCCUCUUCCACCUGGUUUGAAUUGUCCUUGUAUAGAAACAGCAGGAGAGAAAGUCAUGGCCUGCAUGACUGUUGCAAGACUCAUGUUAGUGAAUUGUUCCUCAGCACAACAGUACCACUGUUUGCCUGUCAAGUCUGUGUCAUCUCAGAGAACUGAGGUGCUGCCUGCAUGCUGACAUUAGUAUGGGCCCUACAAUGUCCUAAAGAGUCCUUCAUGGGGUCACCUUAUAGCGGAAGGAUGAAUGUCUAUGAGUCUGAAUGAAGCAUCGGCUUUCAUGCUUUCCCCCUCUCUCUUCCCACCUGACUGGGCUUCUGCUAAGUUUAGUUCACUUUUGAAAAAUCUCAAGUUAGCGUCAUAAACCAGGGAUUCUGGUUUAAAGCAAUGGCCAGCUUUGAACCAUGAGCUAGGAAUUGUUUGUUUUAAAGCAGGAUCCCUUGGCUAUAUAUGUAACACCACGCAAAUACAUUAAUAUGAAAACUAAUUUGAUUACCAUUUCAUGCAGUUUCUGUAUAUGGCACCAAGUCCAAAUCUUUCCAACCAUAGCAUCAUACAUUCCACUUGUGCUGGAACUGUUUAAUGAGCACUCAGAGACUUAAAAUAUGAACACUUCAGACGUUAAAUUCUCUGCAUGAUGUUGAUAAUUAAUCAUCCAUGUCUGAAUUGGCCUUAAGGUGGUAGAAUCGUGAGAGAACUGUGCCGUAUCAGUUUCUGUCUAUUAAACCUGCAUGUAGAAAGAGUAUAGGUGCGUGAAGUCCUUAUAUCAGGAGGUAGAGGAG